This is a messenger RNA of Lagopus leucura (white-tailed ptarmigan), 4827 nucleotides long. RefSeq names its product mitogen-activated protein kinase kinase kinase 7 (gene MAP3K7). Gene Ontology annotation, molecular function: magnesium ion binding; ATP binding; MAP kinase kinase kinase activity. Lineage: Eukaryota; Metazoa; Chordata; Aves; Galliformes; Phasianidae. The coding region runs from base 78 to 1925 and encodes 615 amino acids. The record is from RefSeq and is a predicted model, not a curated record. The transcript is spliced from 17 exons. Gene Ontology annotation, biological process: positive regulation of canonical NF-kappaB signal transduction; JNK cascade; protein phosphorylation.
GACUAGAGCCGGCCCGGCCCGCCGAGCGCGGCCCCCGGCCUGCCCUGGCCUCUCCUCCCCCAGGUGAAAGAGGAGGGAUGUCCGCUGCCGCCUCCGCUGAAAUGAUUGAAACCCCCCCCGUCCUCAACUUCGAAGAAAUCGACUACAAAGAGAUCGAAGUGGAAGAGGUUGUUGGAAGAGGAGCCUUUGGUGUGGUCUGCAAGGCAAAAUGGCGAGCUAAGGAUGUAGCCAUUAAACAGAUAGAAAGUGAAUCUGAAAGAAAAGCCUUCAUUGUAGAGCUUCGUCAACUGUCACGAGUAAACCAUCCCAAUAUUGUCAAGUUAUAUGGAGCCUGUCUAAACCCAGUGUGUCUUGUUAUGGAGUAUGCUGAAGGAGGUUCUCUAUACAAUGUGCUGCAUGGUGCUGAACCUCUGCCUCAUUAUACUGCUGCACAUGCGAUGAGUUGGUGUUUACAGUGUUCCCAAGGAGUGGCAUAUCUUCACAGUAUGAAACCAAAGGCCCUAAUUCACAGAGACCUGAAACCACCAAAUUUGCUCUUGGUAGCUGGGGGGACAGUUUUAAAAAUCUGUGAUUUUGGUACAGCCUGUGAUAUUCAAACACACAUGACCAACAAUAAGGGAAGUGCUGCUUGGAUGGCACCUGAAGUUUUUGAAGGUAGCAAUUACAGUGAAAAAUGUGAUGUUUUCAGUUGGGGUAUUAUUCUCUGGGAGGUAAUCACCCGCAGGAAACCUUUUGAUGAGAUUGGUGGUCCAGCUUUCCGCAUAAUGUGGGCAGUUCACAAUGGUACUCGACCGCCACUGAUCAAAAACUUACCUAAACCAAUUGAGAGUUUAAUGACCCGUUGUUGGUCCAAGGAUCCCUCACAACGACCUUCCAUGGAGGAAAUUGUUAAGAUAAUGACACACUUGAUGCGGUACUUUCCAGGAGCUGAUGAACCUCUGCAGUAUCCUUGCCAGUAUUCAGAUGAAGGGCAAAGCAAUUCUGCCACUAGUACAGGUUCAUUUAUGGACAUCACUUCUACAAAUACAAGUAACAAAAGCGAUGCAAACAUGGAACCAAAUGACUUCCAAGGAGCUUCUACCAAUGACACUAUUAAACGUUUAGAAUCAAAAUUGGCACAGCAAAUGAAAAAUACGGCCAAGCAGACGGGUGAUCCUGGCCGUUUGAGUUUACCACCGUCUCGUGGAAGCAGUGUGGAGAGCUUGUCAGAUGUUCGUGGGCGACCUCAGUCAGCCAUUGUUUCAGGAGAAGCCAAAAGGAUGAGUGCUGACAUGUCCGAAAUGGAAGCAAGAAUACCUUCUACCACAGCCUAUUCCAAGCCUAAACGAGGCCAUCGUAAAACUGCUUCAUUUGGCAACAUUCUGGAUGUCCCUGAGAUCAUCAUACCAGCAGGAAACGGACAGCAGAGGCGCAGAUCCAUUCAAGAUCUUACUGUUGCUGGAACAGAGUCCAGUCAGGAGAGUAGAAACAGCAGUAGAUCAUCUAGUCCUAGUGUGAGAAUGAUCACUACCUCGGGACCAACCUCUGAAAAGCCAACCCGUAAUCCAUGGACACCUGAUGAUGCAGAGACCAAUGGGUCAGAUAACUCCAUCCCAAUGGCGUAUCUUACAUUAGAUCAUCAGUUACAGCCUCUAGCACCAUGCCCGAACUCCAAAGAAUCUAUGGCUGUGUUUGAACAGCACUGCAAAAUGGCACAAGAGUAUAUGAAAGUUCAGACAGAAAUUGCGUUGCUGUUGCAGAGGAAGCAAGAAUUAAUAGCAGAACUGGACCAGGAUGAAAAAGACCAACAAAAUACAUCCCGUCUGGUACAAGAACAUAAAAAGCUGUUAGAUGAAAAUAAAAGUCUCUCAACUUAUUAUCAGCAAUGCAAAAAACAGUUAGAGGUCAUCAGAAAUCAGCAACAGAAACGGCCAGGCACAUCAUGAUUUCCUGGGACCUUUCGAAUGAAAAAAAAAAAAAAUAUGCACAGAAAAGACUGAUUUUUUUUUUUAAUUGUUAUUAUUAUCCCUUAUUAUGACAACUCAUGAGUGUUAGCUUCUCGGUGUGAUCUGUAUUUGUCUGCUACACUUAACAUCAUUUAAUUUUUCCUUUUCCUACGGUGGACAUCUGAUUCAACAGGUUAAUGAGAUAAGGUGAGAAAACAGUGACUUGAAUUAACCAACAGCCCACAGUAUAAAGCAAGAACAGUGGCUGUAUGCAUGCUCCUUGUGUGAAGGCUAGCCUAACAAGUGUUAAAGUGGCUGCUAAAUUGUAAGAUCUUGGUUUUAGUGUUUGGUGUUACCUUGAUAAGAGCAAAACAAAAACUUUCCUGUUUAAGAAUGGCUUUGUUCCAGUGUCUCAUCUCAAACAAAUUUAUCAUUAUUAUUUUCAGGACGUAAACAUGCAUCAAGCUGCAGAGGUGAUGUUGGCUGACCAGAGUAAUUCAUGAUGCAUUAGUGAUGCCUUUUAUCUGUAGUCGUAGUAUAUUUUUUCCACCUGCAAAAUGGUAGUCAGACUGAUGCCAGCAUCCUUGGUUCAGUGCUUGAUAGCCCUGCAUUUUGACUAAUGUAUUUGUUGUAAUCUUGGAUUCAUAAAAUAUUUGAAGUAAAACACUGUAUUUUCUUUACUUUCUUGGGGGGAAUGACAUGCAGUUUCAUGUAGUUACGGGGCAGCAGUUAUGAAAGUGAUUCACUGAGUAAAAUUGAUCCUUUGUUUAGAAGAAACAAAAAUGUACGAAAACAAUUUUCAAGCCUUUAAAGCUUUUUUUCUCUGAAGCUUUCUGAAAAUGAAAUUCAGAAAGCAAAUGAACGCAAUUUUAAAUUCUCCCUUCAUACCACUUCACGUGAAUUUUUUUUUUCUUUACAACUUACUUGCUGAACAGCACUUGCCAUAAAUGCAAAUAAGUUUGUUCUGGAUAGGAAGAAAAAAGCUCGGGGAAAUGAAUUUAUUUCAAGUAGCAAAUUAUGAAAUACAAUUGAGUAUGAAAACUGAGGAAACUGUUAAGAAAAUGAGGGAAAAGGCUUAGAUCUCCAUCAGGAAUCUCAGUUAUUCCACUCAUUUGAGCAUAGCUCAAAGGAAGUCCAUCUCAGAAUGCCUGCUGCUGCCUUUGUGAGUGAAGAAUUGCAUUUAAUGUACUCAAGCAGGAUAGAUAAUUAUCAGUGUCAUUAUUUAUCAUUAUUACAUGGGAGAAAACAACUACAACUACUUGUUUACAUUGCACAUUUGUUAUUUGGUCUAUGAGUUAACUUUUAGCUGGUACAGAAAUUAGGUAUAGAAAUAGAAAUUAGUCCUCACAUGAGCUCUUGGCACACUCAGGUGUUGGCAGGGCUUUAACAACAUUAUUUUGCAGAGGGAAAAUAAAAAUUUGAAAUUUAGCUGCUGAGCCCUCAAAAUAUGAGAGGUAAUAGGAACUUUGGUUUAUGUUUAUUUCAAAUUAAUAAUUAUUUUAUGGGAACCCACGGGCAGAAAUUAGAAAAACAUUAAUGGUAGAAAUAUCACAGCAUUUUCUAUUCCCCUUCCUGCAUACCUGAUAAUAAACAUCAAUACUCUUCUGCUUAUUUGUGAACAAAAAUGACCAACAGUUUACUGAACAGUGUCACUCUGUCUUGAAAAUAAAUCCACUGUUGGCAAAUUUUUAGGAAUAAGAAACAUGUCCCACUUUUACUUAAAUAAGGGAAGGGCAAUCAUUCCCAAAACCUUAGCAGAUAAUUUGAUUAGUUAGAUGAAACUGAUAUUGGGAUCAACUUAAGGGCACACGUAUUUAUAGUAAAAUGUAAUUGGUGGAGAAAAUAACUGUAGUAUUAGGAAUAGCACAAGUUAUCCAAAGCACUGCUGUUCACAUACAUCUGUCCAUCUACCAAAAUGGACUCACUCCGUGCUCAACAGCUUGCUUAACAUGUGCUUAAGCAUCAAGUAGAGCACAUAAAUACUAAUGCUAGACUUGAGAUGCAUGGUAGAUAAUUACACAUACAAAAUCAUUUCUCUGAACAGUUUUUACCUGGUUGCCUCAUCUUAAAACAGAUUUGCUUAAAAUAAAUUGAUACUGUCUACAAAAAGUCAAUUCACGGCAAAAUUUGAAUAAUGAAAAGUGAAAACAGUGCUUCAUGGUACGUAAUACAAAAGUCAGUUCUAACAGUAGCUCUUGACUUUUCGGAGUUUACAUUAAAAAGAAUCUCAGAUCGUAAAACAAGUGCUGUGCUCCAUUCAACAGCUGGGUUAUAGCGCUGUUCUUGUAACAUACAAGGGCAACUUGGAGUUUGGCCUUUGGCUUUCAAACUGUCUCUUUCUUAAAUGCACCUUUUUUUUUUUCUUUUUUUUUUUUUUUUUAAAUUAUUUGCCUAUAUUUUUCAGUGAAGUGUUCUGUGUGGCAAAAUUUGUGUUAAAAAAAGGAAAAAAAAAAAAACCACCCCAAAUAACGGUAAAACGUACCAAUUUGGGCUAUGAAGAGUUCAACAGCUUAACUUUCUAGUGACUAUUUCCAUAAGGCUCUUGUUUUAAAGUUGUUUACAAAUGUACUUUUCUCCUUUUGUUAAACUAUCUGGAGUGUUCAGGAGGUUUUUCAUGUACUCUUUUGUCCAGUUAAAGCCGUUCUUCUGGUAAUGGAGGUGACACAUCUAGUUUUGUCUGGGCAGGGCCUUCUAGGAAAGAUAACAGGCUCUGCUUUUUGUUCAAGUAUGUGUUCUGUAAGAUACUGUGUAACUGAAAGUAUGCUUCUGUACACUGUGCAGUUCUACCAAAAAAUGCUUUUUUUUUAGGCUUGUUUGUUUUGUUUUGUUUUGUUUUUUCUGAUGAGAAGCUGAAGAUUGUAAUUCAAAACUUGUAUAUAAAAUGGUGAAUGAUUUCAUAUGA